This is a messenger RNA of Sciurus carolinensis (gray squirrel), 750 nucleotides long. RefSeq lists its product as uncharacterized. The transcript has 4 exons. The record is from RefSeq and is a predicted model, not a curated record. Lineage: Eukaryota; Metazoa; Chordata; Mammalia; Rodentia; Sciuridae. Bases 1 to 705 code for a protein of 234 amino acids.
AUGAGGGGGCAACAGGGGGAGGAGUGUAUAACCCCUCUUGCUGGUCCUGGGAGAGCAAAGCCCUGCCUUGGACAGCUGUGGGGACGACCCAAUGGCCAAGUGAACUGCCCCUGGGAACGAGAUAUCGCCAGUGUGGCAGAAAGGCGUCUGGAAGGAGGGGGAGUGGAAGGAGGGGGGCAGGCACUGCGCAGUCUGGGGUGCAGGCACACCGAGGGGCGGCUUGGUAUCCAUCCGCUGCUCCCUCCAGCGCGGCUCUUCCCGACCUCCCGAUCGCGCUCCCCGCAGCCCCCAGCCGCCCGCCCGCCCGCCGGUCCCACCGGGGUAGCAGCGCGGGACACGGGCGGUGGUCUGCACGCUGAGGUGCGCGGGGAGCGACUGAGGCAGCUGGUGUUAAGCCACCCCUCAGACCCCGGCUGGCGCUGGCCCCGCCCACCUCUGGGUCGGAACUACGGUGGGCCUGGGAGGGGGCGUCGAGCCCAUUCGCGCCGUAUCCCUCCGCCCCCUUCCCGACACCCUCGCGGCGAGCGGUUCUUGCCGCAUCCUGCGCAGCCCCUGCCCGGUUUGGUGCAGAGGCGUGGGGGCGGGACGCCUCUUUGCAAUUCCGAGCGCACGGAGAGCGGUGGGAGUCUGAGUGAGGAGCUGCCAGAGGAGAGCAGAGGACCGGAUAGGAGGGGUAUCCCGACGUCCUGGGCCCUGAGCCUGUGAAGACGCUGGCAGCCAGGCAAGGAGGCGGCGAGGUGGCGGAGCCCG